This is a messenger RNA of Aureobasidium vineae, 744 nucleotides long. Lineage: Eukaryota; Fungi; Ascomycota; Dothideomycetes; Dothideales; Saccotheciaceae. The record is from the annotation of a GenBank genome assembly.
AUGCGCUUCCUCGAAAAGUCACGAGGCGUGGCCGUCGACACAAUCUGCUACGAUCUAGAAGACUCGGUGACUCCCGGCAAGAAAGCGGAAGCACGAUCAAACCUCCAAUCCAUCCUGUCGCGAGAGCGUGUAUCAGGAAUAAAAGAGCAAGCCGUACGCAUAAACUCAGUCGACAGCGGCUAUGCCCUCGACGACCUGACCCAAGUCCUCAAAGCACCCAAUCUCGACGCUCUCGUCAUUCCAAAAGUCAACAGUGCUUCCGAUCUACAUUUCGUUACCGAUGUUAUUCGCCAUGCGCUUCCCGAACGACAUGGUCCCGAUGCCAAAUCUCCACUUAGAUUGAUAGCGUUGAUCGAGUCGGCGCGAGCAGUCAUGGACUUGUCUGCUAUUUGCAAGGCUUCGCCAUACCUGAGUGGCCUCAUCUUCGCUGCCGAGGACUUUGCUCUCGAUCUCAGCAUCACGCGUACGCCAGACCUCAAAGAGUUCUUAUAUGCGCGGUCGGCCAUCGCAACAGCAGCUAGAGCAUUCAACCUUCCUUCAACCAUUGAUCUGGUCACGACUGCAUUCCGUGGUGAGCAGGGCCAGCAGAUCCUCAAGGAAGAAAGCGAGGGUGGUAAGAGGAUGGGUUACAACGGAAAGCAAUGCAUCCAUCCCAGCCAAGUCGAGCUGGUCCAGAACAUCUUCAGCCCCAGCCAGGAAGAGGUGGACUAUGCGAUGCCCAAGGUCGAGGUGCCUGGACAUUAG